This is a messenger RNA of Pelagomonas calceolata, 3321 nucleotides long. The record is from the annotation of a GenBank genome assembly. Lineage: Eukaryota; Pelagophyceae; Pelagomonadales; Pelagomonadaceae.
CCCGAUCUAUCGCUCUCUGUACUCCCCCGCACCCCUAAACGGCCUCAGCUAAGCCAGGCGCAAGACGGCGGGCGGACUAGUGGUGUGGGAGAUGCCGCGUUGCAUGCCCACCAAUCACGCGCGGGCAGCCUUCCUGGUUUUCCGGACGGUGGUAGGUGGAACUGUAGCCUCUCGCCCCCCACGCGUCAGCGAAACCUUUGGUAUUACAAGCUUUGCACCACAGCCUACCACAGCCUCUGGCAGCAGAGGUUUGACCGUAAAAUGGGCGGCGGCGCGUCGACGGGGCGGCAACCGCUCCAUGCACUAAGCGCGGACGGCGUCCGCGACCUCGUCGAGGGCAUCGGUCCGAAGUUCUCAGACCUCGCGAAGCAUCUGCACGACAACGACGUCGACGGCGAGUAUCUGGCCUCGGCGCCGACGGAGGACCUCGCCGAGAUCUUCGACGAAUUCGCGAUCCCGAAGCUAAAACAGAAAGUGCUGCUGCAGAAGCUGGGGAAGCUCAAGGAGGUCACGUCCGGGGCGCCGCAGCUCCCGGCGUCCGUGCGGCAGCUCGCGGACGUCACGCUCGACGCCGAGCCAAUCGGCUACGGCGGCUUUGCGGUCGUCUUCAGCGGCACGUGGAAUCAGAAGCCAAGCUCCGGCCGCCGCCGCGGGCGGACGCGGAAGAUCGCCGCGAAGCGGUCCAAGGUCGCCGGCCUCGCCGUCGAGCUCAAGGCCGACCUGAUAAAGGAUCUGAUGGUCAUGUCGGACCUGCCCCACCAGAACCUGCUGAUCGUCCACGGCGUGUGCGAGAUCCCGGACCUCGGGUUCCACGUCGUCACCGAGUUGAUGGCCUGCGACCUCGAGGCUGUUAUUCACCGCGACGCGCGCGGACCCCUCAACCACCAGGACGUCCUCCACAUUUCGCGCGACGUCGCCGCGGGACUCGCGCACCUCCACGCGCACGGCAUCGUCCACCGCGACCUGAAGCCGCAGAACGUGCUCGUCGCAGAGCACGGCCUGCGCUGCAAGCUCGCGGACUUUGGGAUCAGCAAGGAGCUGAAUCACACGCUGUCGACCAUGACGGCGGUCAUGGGAACCUACGCGUACAUGGCCCCCGAGGCCUUCGAGGACGGCGCGCGCGUCGGCACGAGCGCCGACGCGUAUGCGUACGGCGUGCUCAUCUGGGAACUUCUCACGCGCAAAAAGCCGUGGGAGGGGAAGUCUCACCCUCAGAUCGUGGCCGCGCUGGUCCGCGACGAGCGGCUCCCGAGGCCUGAAGCGCCCGUCGUCCCGGAGCUGGCGGACUGGGCUGUCGAAUGUUUUGGCGUCGCGGCGGCGCGCCCGAAGAUGGGACCGCUCGAAGCGAAGCUCGACGACCUCCUUUGCGCCGACGAGAAGGACCUUGACACGCUCCGGGCGGGGCUCGCCAAGGCGCUGCGCGGCGACGUCGAGGCGUACGAGGAGGCCUGGGAUAUCUACGCGCGCGACCCGCACUGCGGCGAAAUGCUCGACUUGUGCGCGCUGCUCGCAAAACGGCACGCUGAGACGCCGCUGCAGCCCAAAUCGUGCAAAGCCGUCGAAGAUCUACUGGGCCUCGCGGAGCGCGGCCGCGACGACUUCCACGACGUCAUCCGUGGUAUCAUCCGGAUCGCUGGCGGGGAAUAUCGGAGGGGCCCCACGAAACUUCGGGAGCGCUGCGUCGAGAAGGCGACCCGCGAUUAUGAAGGCGACGUCCGCCGCGUCGUCGACGUCGAGCGCGCCACGGCCUUGUUUACGACCGUGUCCUCGCUGCACGAAGGGAUCCGCCAGCUCUCGCUCCUCAACGGCGGCGGUGACCUCGAAGUCGUGCGCGUGAAAGAUAGCUUCGGCGAGCCGAAGCCGUCGGGGUGGCGCUGCAUCUACUUUUCCCUCGGACAUGUGUCGUCGGGCCUCGUCGGCGAGCUUCAGGUGACGUUCGACAAAAUUAAGGCGAUCAACGGGCGCUCGCAUCGAAUUUACGACCUCGUGCGGUCGCUCGAGCGAAGCGUGGAGCCGGCGGCGCGCACUGCCAAUGGCGACGAGGUCCGCGCCGCCGACGCUAGGGCCGCUGAAGAAGAAAAGGAGCGCGCUGACGCGGCCACGGCGGAGGCCGAGAAACGCCUUGCCGCGGCAGCAGCCAAGGCCCCCGAGGAGAAAAAGCAGCCUCCUUUGCCAGACGAGAUCGAGCCCGUCUUCGGGCGGCCGCGCACGACGCAGCCCUACGACUACACGCCGCCUCCCAACCUCCUCGUAGCGUUAAGAGGCGCGUUACCGUACUGGGGCCAGGGCGCCGAGGACGUCGAGAGCAACGCGAAGGGCGACGUCCAGAAUGCAAGUGAUGAGGAGGUCAAUCGAGUGGAUCCGGAGACGGGCGACACUCCGUUACUAUUGAGCGCGCAGUACGGCGCGGGCGACCUCGUCGAGAUGUUGGUGGAGCGAGGCGCGGACGUCGACGUGACGUUACCGUCCGGCGCGACAGCUUUACACUACAUGACGAAUUCAUCCACAUUAUGUCCGGACGCCGUGAUUGCUUUAUUGGCUGUCGGGGCAGAUCCGUCGGUCGCGGACAUGCACACGGGCGCGACGCCUUUGAUGCACGCGGCGGACGCCGGUCACUUAAGACUGUGCGAGCAGCUCGUGAAGCACGGCGCCGACGCCGCUCAAACCGACUUCCAGGGCUACGACGCGGCGGGCUGGGCGCGGUCCGCGGGCCAUACGGACUGCGAGGAAUUUCUAACCUCAAAGACGACGGACGCGUUGAAGCACGCCGAAGCAGAGGCGAAGGCCGCUGGCGCGGAGGUCGAUUGGGCGAACUGGCGCGGCGAGACGCUGCUGUACAUCGCCUGCCAGCACGGCAACGUCGACGCGGCGCGGCUGCUACUAGAUAAAGGCGCGAAGGUCGACCGGGCGGACGAGGACGGCGCGACGCCGCUGUACGUCGCUUGCCAGGAGGGCCACGUCGACGCGGCGCGGCUGCUGCUGGAGAACGGCGCGGAGGUCGAUCGGGCGGAGAAGCAGGGCGCGACGCCGCUGUACAUCGCCUGCGAGAAGGGCCACGUCGACGCGGCGCGGGUGCUGCUGGACAACGGCGCGGAGGUCGACCGGGCGACGGAGGACGGCCGGACGCCGCUGUACAUCGCCUGCGAGAAGGGCCACGUCGACGCGGCGCGGGUGCUGCUGGACAACGGCGCGGAGGUCGACCGGGCGACGGAGGACGGCCGGACGCCAUUAUACGCAGCGUGCUGGGGAGGCCACGUCGACGCGGCGCGGCUGCUGCUGGACAAAGGCGCGGAGGUCGACAAAGCGGAAGAGGACGGCUGG